Messenger RNA from Medioppia subpectinata, 978 nucleotides. Lineage: Eukaryota; Metazoa; Arthropoda; Arachnida; Sarcoptiformes; Oppiidae. The record is from the annotation of a GenBank genome assembly.
AUGAUAAUUCUUGGCGACAAUAACACCAAGGAAACAAAUAAAACCUAUGAUGAACUGCCGGUGCCUUCAAAACCCAAGUAUUUUCCAAAAAUAUUUACUCGAUUACACGGAGUUGUAUUGACCAUAGCGUGGCUGGCCAUCAAUCCCAUAGCCAUUGUACUAAUACGGUAUUUUAAGCGUGUGGAAAUAUUACCAGGCACAAUUGGGCUAAAAAUGCACAGGUUGUUUAUGUACGCCAAUUUGGGCCUUAAUGCUUUUGGCGGCCUAUUUAUAUACAUGCGGAUCGGCGGUUGGUCCGGGCGGGUUAUGCAACGUACAUUUUUGCCGUGUGUUCAACUGAUUACAAUAUACUGUUCGCUCGACUACCGGGUGGUCAAAACUAGACGCUCACAAUUACUAUGGCUCUUAAACGUGCUAACAAACUCUGAUAGUAGUGGCCGUAAAUUGCGAUCACUACAAACUACAGUCAGCCACAGUAACCCCGAUUAUAGCCCAGUCGUUGCAACAUACGGCCCGCCGGUAGCGCCGGCGGCACCGGUACGUCGGACUCGGCGGGCACUGAGUAGGGGUAACGCCGGCGUCGGUUAUACGCGUAGUCGUCGUCGUCGUAGUGGUCGUCAUAGCCGUAUCGACGCGAACAAUACCGGUCGCACUCGACCUGAUCGCACUCGCAUACGCAUAGGCCGUUACGGCACCAUCCAGUCAGACGACCACGGUAAUAUUCGCGACAGUGUAGGUUGCAGUACCGGUCAGAGCGUCGCGAACAUACAUACUUCCCAACACACCCCUGACCACCGACGAGCUGACAGCGUCGGCAGCGCCGGCUACGGCCGCGCCGACCACAUCGCCGAUCAUAUCCAAGAGGUCAGCUUCGCGGCCAUCCCUGUCCUCACUGUCCGUAUGAUUUACGGUCGACUCCUGGGGCAGGAUAUCCCCGGCCUGUCCCUCACCGGACAUAGGAAUAUACAGUCGUAUUAA